Messenger RNA from Durusdinium trenchii, 384 nucleotides. Lineage: Eukaryota; Dinophyceae; Suessiales; Symbiodiniaceae. The record is from the annotation of a GenBank genome assembly.
AUGAAGGCACGGCUUCCGAAGCGUUUGGGUCAUUGUUCCUAUGAUGCAGCGAGCCGCGAUUGGGUGCCACGUGGGCAAGCCAACCAAGUGCCGAAAGCCAGGCGGCAUCUUCUACUGACAGGUUACACACAUCAAGUGGAGAAGUCGAAGACGGGUGCUGCUGCUUGCAAACGGUGUGGGGAGAAGAUUGCCAAGACAUGCCUGCGUGUUGGUUACCCAGUGAAAGAUCAUCGAGGUGAGUAUGGGGCCAUAGUCAAUUGGUUCCACUCAGAGUGCGCACGGCUGGAUGAGAUGAUGGUAGCAUAUGCAAAAAUGGGAGAUGCGAAGCUCAAGAAAAUGGUCCUAGGCUACGAUGCCAUGACCAAAGAAGAGCGGCCCAGCUGA